Molecule: messenger RNA, 3396 nt
Organism: Aegilops tauschii subsp. strangulata
Lineage: Eukaryota; Viridiplantae; Streptophyta; Magnoliopsida; Poales; Poaceae
Product: cation/H(+) antiporter 28
Biological process (GO): proton transmembrane transport; regulation of pH
Cellular component (GO): endomembrane system; membrane
Molecular function (GO): antiporter activity
Source: RefSeq, a predicted model, not a curated record
UUUUGUAAACCGCCUUUGUACUGGGUAUAUAUACCCCUAAUCUUCAAUCAAUGAGAAAACUGUUCAUUCCAUCGUCUCUCUCGUUUCUCUCUAAACAUCUCUAAGCACCCACUGCAGAAUAACAUUUUCCCUAAGUUAGAGGAUGUCGUGGCAAAAAAUCAGGGUGCUAUAUUUAUCUGACCUGAAUGCAGCAUGAUAUCUAGCAGCUCGAGAGUUUCAGAAAAGGGAAGAGAAAGCAGUUCGCAUGCAAUAAUUCCCCCCGCAAAAUGCUCUCUUCCACACACGCGAGCACUGCAAUCUCCCAUGUUCCCCUGUUCAUGGUCAAAUCAAUCAAACCAGAGUCAAUUAAUCUUCUUCCUGCUGUUCUUCGUCGAUGGAAUCCAAAAUAAAAUAAAGUGGUUUUGUUAGCUGGCACGCAGCGCGCCGUGUGGGUGUGGGUGUAAUCCAAGAGGAAUCGUUGGAAGAAGAGGAUCGAUCCUGGAUUGGAUUGGAUUGGAUUGGAUUCAAGAAGAGCAGCGGGAGGCCGCGCGCCAUGGAUUGCUCGAUGACGAGCAGCGUGCUGUCGGCCAACUACAACACGGUGCUGUUCGAGUUCGGCGUCAUCCUCGUCACCAGCAAGAUCUUGUACGCCCUCCUCCGCAACGCCUACCAGCCCCGCGUCUUCUCCGACCUCCUCGUACGCCUCCUCCACGAUCGCCAUUAAUUAAUUCCGUUUCUUAAUUUCUCUCUCUGUCUCUCUCUGUUGGCGAUCGCCAUUGACGUUCCUUCCCUGUCGUCAAUGGCGAUCGAUAUAUGGCAGCUGGGCAUCAUCCUCGCGCAGUUCCGCGUCCUCUCCAUCACCAACGCCAUCAGCCUGGUGUUCGGCAAGAUCGGCGGCUUCAUCUUCGCGCCCUACCUCUUCGCGCUCGGCGUCGAGAUGGACCCCUUCUCGCUCCUCGACAGCCCCGCCGCCGACGCCGUCGUCGCCUACGCCGGCAUCGCCUCCACCUGCGUCCUCGUCACGCUCUGCCACGGCGCCAUCACCUCCACCGCUCGUACCCACACGGGCAUCGUCCACGAGCGCUCCCUCCGCGCCUUCCUCGGCCUCGCCGCCGCGCUCGCCAACACCGCCUCCCCCGUCCUCACCCGCCUCGCCACCGACCUCAAGAUCGCCAAGACCAACGUCGGCCGCCUCGCCGUCGGCGCCGGCAUCACCUCCGACAUGCUCACCACCCUGCUCAUCGCGCUCGGCACCAUGGUCUGGCGCGACAGCGACGCCGACGCCGACGCCGCGCCCUUCGCGCAGCCCGCGCUCACGGCGUCCGUCCUGGCGGUCGUCGUCAUGUCCGCCUUCAUGUCCCGGGCCAUGGCCGAGUGGGUGGACGGCCGCAACCCCGAGGGCCGGCGCAUGCGCGGCUUCGACCUUUCCCUCGUCGCGCUCGUGGCCGCCACGCUCUGCUGGUUCAUCUCCGUGCUCCGCCUCGACAUCAACAUGGCCGCCUUCCUCGUCGGCCUCGCCUUCCCCAGCGACGGCCGGGUGUCGCGGCUGCUCGUCAGCAAGAUCAACUUCGUGCUCUCCUCCUUCGUGCUGCCGCUCUACGUCGCCCACGUCUGCCUCUCGCUCCGGCAGACCACCGACGACAUCGAGGUCGCGGGCCUCAAGCCCGACGAGGGCCUCCGCGCCUACGUCAUGCAGCUGCCCUUCCCCUGGUGGAAGGUCUUCUUGGCCACCUCCAUGGGCACGCUGGGCAAGCUCGUCGGCUGCACCGGCGUCGGCCUGCUCCGGGGCCUCGGCUGGCUCGAGGCGCUCGCGCUCGGCAUGCUGCUCAACGUCAAGGGCUACUUCCACAUCUACUGCGCGCUCGCCGCCUUCGAGGCCGGCAUCAUCACCGACAAGUCCUUCAUGGCCAUCAUCUUCGUGGUGGCGCUCAACGUCGCCGUCACGCCCAUGGUGGGGAUCGGGAUCGCGUCCUGGGCGCGCCGGAGCGUGCAGUGGCGCCUCAUGGGCCUCCAGCACCACGACCCGUCCACCGAGCUGCGCCUCGUCGCCGGCCUCCGCGGCCCGCAGGAAGUGCCCGCCCUCGCCUUCCUCAUGGAGUCGCUCCGGUGGGGCGCCGGCAACGGCGAGAUCGCGUGCUACGCCGUGGACAUGGUGCAGCUGACGGACCAGACGGCGUCUUCGAUCGUGAAAAGCGGUGGGUUGGACGGCGUGACAGUGGUGGACGAGGAGGUGUCGGAGAUGCGGAAGCUGAUCGGCGAGGCGCUAGACGCGUACCAGGCGGAGUGCGGCGGCGAGGGCGGCAAGGUGAAGGUGCGCCGGCUGCUGGCGCUGUCGUCGUUCCCGGACAUGCACAGUGACCUGUGCAUCUGCGCCGAGGACGCCAUGGCAGCGCUCAUCCUGGUGCCGUUCCACAAGGCACAGUGCCUGGACGGCACCAUGGACGGCGGCCACUUCGGGUUCCGGCUGGUGAACCAGAAGGUGCUACAGCUAGCGCCAUGCUCGGUGGGGAUCAUCGUGGACCGCGGCCUCGGCAAGCAGCAGCGUCCAGAUAGCACGGCGCAGGCUUCCGUGGCGGUGCUCUUCAUCGGCGGCGCGGACGACCGGGAGGCGCUGACGCUGGCGUCCUUCAUGUGCAAGCAGCAGGCCUCGGUGCGGCUGACGGCGCUACGGGUGGUGCAGAACGCGACGGCGCAGGCGCGGGCCAAGGCGCGGACGAGCCUCUUCGAGUCCAAGAGCAAGCGGCACAUGCCUCUAGCGGGGACUACGACGGGGCAGGAGGAGCUGCAGGCGCAGGCGGACGACAAGUUCUUCGCCGAGUUCUACCGGAAGCACGUCGCCGGCAACAAGUCCGUCGGCUACCUCGAGAAGCACGUGGCGGACGGGGCGGAGCUGGUGGCGGUGCUGCGGGGGAUGCAGGGGGACUACCGGCUUUUCGUGGUGGGGAAGGGAAGGGACCGCAACUCGGUGCUCACCGAGGGGUUGGAGGAGUGGGCAGAGUGCCUGGAGCUCGGGCCCGUCGGCGACAUCCUAGCCUCGUCGGACUUCUCCACCACCGCCUCCGUGCUCAUCGUGCAGCAGUACGACGCCAAGAAGCACUACAAGGUGAUCGAUGAGGAGUUCAUGCCCUUGUAAUGCAAGCCAUUCCCUUGUUUCAAUUCGUUAUUCCUCCGUAGCCAUUUAGUAUGUAACAAAAAUUUUAUGAAGCAGUUGAUCUGGACAUACUGUUGUAUAGUAAGUGUACGUUUUACUGUGGAUAGCCUUUUAUUCUUCAAAACGACCAAAAUAAUUUUUUUUCCCUUGUUAAUUAUGUCCGAAGCCUACUAUCUCUUUUGAGGGACCAAAGUCAUCGUCAAUCUCCUGUUGGUUAAUUAUGUUACGUCAUGACUAUUAAUGAGAGCCAGGGUCAGGCGCUAUCA